Messenger RNA from Theileria equi strain WA, 1824 nucleotides. RefSeq lists its product as hypothetical. Lineage: Eukaryota; Apicomplexa; Aconoidasida; Piroplasmida; Theileriidae. The transcript has a single exon. The record is from RefSeq and is a predicted model, not a curated record. Bases 1 to 1824 code for a protein of 607 amino acids.
AUGAUGGCAGUUGUAGAUACAAAGAGUCAAGACAACCAUUUGGACGUGGACAUUGCCAAAUCUGCAGACGAUGAACUGUACAAAGAGGUCGAUGGAAAUGGCAUAGAGGUCAAAAGGGAAUGCUCUGUGAAUAUUCUAGGCUUCAAGAAAUAUAUUCACAGACCAAAGGACAAAUAUAUAGGCGGAGUAAGACACAAUAAAGAGCCGCUAAAUUUUCCUUAUUUGGACUUUAAAAGUGGUAGUUAUAAGGAGGUAGAUGUAUACUAUCUGGAUUAUGACGAGGGGAAUGUUCUCCCUCUGUUAAUUGGACUUUUAAAUGAUGGAGGAAGUUGUGACUAUUACAAACGUGUCAAAUACGAUACACCAAAUUCUCAAUGGCUAGAAGUGGAUAAUGUAGGCACAGAUGGUAGCAAGAUAACAGAAGAAUUGGAGUCUAUUUUUGAGGAAAUAAAGGAUAUUGUUGUCAUCAAGUUGGAUGGAACUUCUGGUUAUUAUACCAAUGGAGACCCUAGCCAGCCCCCAAAGGCUAAUCCAACUACUCAAGUACAAGUGACACAGUACACAUAUGAAACUGUUUACAAAAAGUGUGUUCACAAGCUUCCAGAUAAGAAGUUAAGAGUCAUUUAUACCAGGACUAGCGAUAAGAAUAUACCAUUUGAUCCUCCUGUAUAUGGAACGGGGUAUAGUGAGGUUUCGGUCUAUUUUUGGGAGGGCGACAGUAGUCAUGCCAAACCCCUCUUACUGGAACUUAAGCCAGCGCCAGAUACUUCCUCAUACUAUACUAAUUCGAAUGGCAAAUGGGUGAAGCAGGAGGGAGGACAUGAUAACCUUGAGAAGAAUCUUGACAAACAAAACUGUAGAUGGAACAAUGCCUAUGUUGUGAACAUUGCGAAAACUGAUAGCUACCCCUGUGUAUGCUGUAGCGCCUGCGAAAUUCAGGUGACCUCUGUCAAGGCCUUUGGCUACAUUCACUGCAUGCAUAGAGUCAGCACAUCAUUCUCCGUUUCCAAGGUGAUGGACGGGGCAUUUAUACAAACUGGGCUCCCUAUCUCUACGGAUAUAGACGUACUAAAUGUCUAUCACUAUCCUGCACAUCUAGGAAAACCCCUCCUCAUCCGCUAUUCCUCCAAAGGGACCGAUCAUUGUUACAUGAGAGACUCUCGGAGCAAGAAAAGUUGGAGUCCUGUCCCAGGUGAUAAAGGGAUAACCUCUGCAAGCGUAGAUGGCUGGAGAAAUUUUUCGCUACUGUUAGACCUAUAUUCACCAUCCCUUGUCAUAGAUAUUGGCAGAAAUGGCAAUGGAACGUAUUCCAGUGGAGACGGCGAAUGGAGCAUUAGGUAUACAAGAACAGAGAGUCCAAAGGGCUACCACAAAGUCACCCAUGUGACGCCAAGUAGGAUCCUCUUUUUUGUCAAGGACUUCCAGUUUGACGGUACAUUUCUCGCCAAGGUUUGGAUCAAGAGUCUUGUCAACAGCAUUUCAGUCUACUUUUCGACUGAGGAGGCCAAGUCUAAGACUCCCCUAAUGAUUGAGGCGCAGAGGAAAGAUGGAGAAUACGACUAUUACUGCACUAUUAGGAAUGGAGACAAUAGGUUUUGGUCACCGCAUUUAAUCCAUGGAAAUGAAGAGGAAACUCUAAAGGAAAGGUUGGACGCCAUUUAUGCCAUGGAAUUCCCACCCUCUCAUACUGUAGCAAUCUCCAUUGGGAUCAUAGUGGUGGUUUGUCUUAUAAUUAUUGGUGCGCAUGAAGGGAUCAGGAUGGCAACGGAUCCAGCCAAAAGUUUUACAGCGAGAUUCCUCCGCAUGGGCACAAGGUUUGUCUGA